Sphaerulina musiva SO2202 is the source of this 2354-nucleotide messenger RNA. Its product is annotated as isoeugenol monooxygenase. Gene Ontology annotation, molecular function: carotenoid dioxygenase activity. Bases 511 to 2193 code for a protein of 560 amino acids. Lineage: Eukaryota; Fungi; Ascomycota; Dothideomycetes; Mycosphaerellales; Mycosphaerellaceae. The record is from RefSeq and is a predicted model, not a curated record. Gene Ontology annotation, biological process: carotene catabolic process. The transcript has 3 exons.
AUCAAACAACGCAAACAACGCCUUUUCGGCGUUACUGGCCUCGGCGAAGCACAAAGACCACCCUACAAGAUGCUAGGAUCAUGCCUUGCUUGAGCUUCGCCAAGUCGUACGAGCAUUCGGCAUUUGUAGAUGCUGCAUCUGAACACUGUGCUGUAUUAUGAAUCAGCAAUGCGGAGUCGAACGUGGAGUAAACAGGCAUGCGCCGGGGGUCCUGCGCCGUCCUGAGAUGUGCCGUGCUGCCCUAAGCUGGAAGACCAAUAACGAAGACUACAACUGUCAUACCUGCUGCUCCUGUUCAUGUGGACCUUUGCCAAGUACCGCGAUUAGCGUCUGGCGACACUAGAACGUUGCUACGGGCAUCUGCCGAACGACAGCGGAUGGUCGGAAGCAGGGCUAUCCAGCAAGAGACAAGGCGACCCCGACUGUCUAUAAGACGACUGCGAGCGAUCCAUCGCAGUGAACACACAUCUGAACGAAAUUCCUGUGCUUCCAGGUUACCAACUCGAAGACAUGGCUGCUGUAGCCAUUGCCCCCAGUGACCCCUUCUUGGUCCAAGAGCCCACUGCCGGUUCUCGCCAAGCGACAUCAAAUGGACCAGAAGAUACUACUCCGCCUGCAGCGCGCAAGACGGAGCUCAAGAGCAAGUGGCCUGCGACCGAGGACCUUUAUGGAUCCAAUCUCCCCUGUCGCCUCGAAGGGGAGGUAUCGGACCUGGUAGUCCUGGGAGAAAUCCCCAAAGAAAUCGACGGCACCUUCUUCCGCGUCAUGGUCGACCCAUUCGUCCCCCCAGUGGAAGGAAACGUGCCCCUCGACGGUGAUGGCAACAUGUCCGCCUUCCGAUUCCACGACGGCAAAGUCGAUAUGAAAACGCGAUACGUGCACACCCAGCGCUAUAUGCUGGAGCGCCGAGCGGGAAAAGCUCUGUUUGGCUUGUAUCGAAACCCGUGGUCGCAUCAUCCGUGUGUGCGAGCGGCGGUCGACUCGACGGCGAAUACGAAUCUCGUCUACUGGGCGGGGAAAUUGUUGGCGUUGAAGGAGAGUGCGCUACCCUAUCACGUGGAUCCUCAGACUAUGGAAACCAUUGGUUAUGAUCCCUUUGGACAGGUCAAUGCAAAGUCUUUCACGGCACAUCCCAAGUACGAUCCCAUCACCGACGAGCUCGUUGUGCACGGAUAUGAAGCGACAGGCAUGGCCUCGUUGGACGUGGUGACCUAUUCAAUCGAUCGAGCCGGUACCAUCAAGAACGUCUUUUGGUGCAAACAACCCUUUGCUGAAGGCCGACCCGGCCCCAUCCACGACUGCGCCAUCACCAAGUCCUGGCUCAUCCUCUUCAUCUGGCCCUUCGAAGCCGACGUCGACCGCAUGAAACGCGGAGGUCACCACUGGGCCUGGAACUACGACCGUCCCAACACCAUCAUGGUCAUCCCCCGCAACGCCGCCUCCCCUCCCGCUGGCUGGUCUCCCGGCGAAGUCCGCCACUACACCUGGACCAACUCCAUGGCCAUCCACACGGCAGGCGCCUGGGAAGACCCUUCAGACCCGAGCAAAAUCUCCGUCGAAUCCUCCCUCGUGCACGAAAACGCUUUUCCCUUUUUCCCACCCGACAACGGCCGCAUGCCCGACCCCAACGCCAAAGCCGAAUUCGUCCGCUGGUCCAUCGACGCCACCCAACCCGCCGGCACACGCAUGUCCGACCCGACCACAGUCCUCGACUGCCCGGCCGAAUUCCCUCGAAUCGACGAACGUCUUCUCGCCCAAGAAUACAACUGGGUCUUCCUGAACGUCUUCAUCCCCCAAAACUCUCUCACGGGAGCAGAUAACAUUUACCAUGGUCUCAAUGGUCUCGCGAUGGUACAUAAUAAAACAGGUCAAACUACGUGGUAUUAUGCGGGUGAUGAGUCUUCGAUUCAGGAACCGAUUUUUAUUCCUCGCAGUGAAGAUGCUGAGGAAGGUGAUGGAUGGGUGAUGGCGCUGAUUGAACGUGUGAGAGAGAAUCGAUGUGAUGUCGUGGUUAUUGAUACCAGGAAUUUUAGUCAGGAAAUUGCUAUGGUGCAGUUGCCGAUGCAUAUGAAGGCGCAAGUCCACGGAAAUUGGAUCAGCGCCAAAGAUCUCGGCGGCUAUCAACCCCUAGCCAAGACAAUUCCCGAUUUCGAAAUGUUAAAGCAAGGAGCUUUGGAGCCUUUGAUGAAUUAGGUAGAUUUGAUUUGAGAUAAAAUCAGAUCAGAUCAGAUCAAAUCGGGUCUGAGAAAGAAAGAAGGAAAGGGGGAUUGGGUUGGUUUUUGGGUGCACUAUCACUUUACCCUUACCCUUACUCUUAUUUUAUAUAUACCAGUGCAGCGAGGGAAAGAAAGAAA